AUGCAAAGUCCCAUUGGCAGCGUGUUUCUUGGAGACGUCCAGCGCAUCCGCCUCCUCUCCACUCCGCCCUCGUCCACCCCUCCGUCCUCGCCCCCGCCCCACCUUGCGUCCUCGGCCAUGAACAGCAUUCACGACCUCGACCUCGAUGUGGUCGAACAGCCAAAACCUCUUCCGAAGCCCCCAUCAAUUCCGCCUGUCCUCUCUCUUGACCUGCGCCUCCGAUGGCUCGAGACACUUUUGUACGGCGCGCGGACAGACACGGCCAGCGACCGAAAACACACAGACCUCAAGGCUGCGGGUUCCCUCGCCCGGCGCGCCGAGGAGCUCCAGCACAAACUGGACGCCGUCGUGCACGGCAAUGAUGGGCUGCGCAAGUUCAUGGACCACUACGAUCAACACGCGCAGUACCUCACCCCGGCCUUCGCGCUCUCGGGUGCGCUGCCUAGUGCUGAGCCUACAUAUGACAACAUGUCACCCGGGGAGCUUGAGGCGUUCCUGACGGAAAUGGAGUCCGACAUACGCGCGGCAGAACGCGACAUGCGCGAGAUCAAGUCCCUCGAGGAUCGAGAUGUCCUAGGUGCCGGCAAGCUCGCAGACUACGAGGGCUUGCAGCCCCGUUUGGAUCUUUUGCUAAAAGCCCACAAAGAGGAUGCGGAACUUGCGGUCGCGCUCGAAAGACGAAUCGCGACACUCAUGGAUCAGUAUGCCACCCGCGUAGACACCCUUUCCGAGCUGUUUGUCGCGUGGGAUGACACCCUCCGCGACUCGGAAGAUAAGGUAGGCAAGGCUGAGCGUGAUAGAGACGAAAGAAGGAGAUUAGGCUACGAGUAG
Messenger RNA from Fibroporia radiculosa, 831 nucleotides. RefSeq lists its product as uncharacterized. Gene Ontology annotation, cellular component: dynactin complex. The record is from RefSeq and is a predicted model, not a curated record. The transcript is spliced from 2 exons. NCBI's taxonomy places the organism in Eukaryota, Fungi, Basidiomycota, Agaricomycetes, Polyporales, Fibroporiaceae. Gene Ontology annotation, biological process: cytoskeleton-dependent cytokinesis. Bases 1 to 831 code for a protein of 276 amino acids.